This is a messenger RNA of Ctenopharyngodon idella (grass carp), 5337 nucleotides long. Its product is annotated as mucin-2. Gene Ontology annotation, molecular function: protein binding; peptidase inhibitor activity. Lineage: Eukaryota; Metazoa; Chordata; Actinopteri; Cypriniformes; Xenocyprididae. Gene Ontology annotation, cellular component: extracellular matrix. Bases 25 to 5337 code for a protein of 1770 amino acids. The record is from RefSeq and is a predicted model, not a curated record. The transcript is spliced from 29 exons.
GACAGCUCUCAUUAGCUUGUGAAGAUGCUUGUCGCCUCCAUGGGGACUGUGAUGAUGUCCCAGAUGUGGAUGCUGAGAUGGGUCGUCCUGCUGGUGGGGCUGCAGUCCAUACAAGCAGAUUUUAUGCAUGAUUAUGGAGGUACGGCAGAUCCUAUAGACUUUAUCUGGCCAGCAACUACAACCACAGCGUUCUCCACAAGUGUGCCAGUAACUACCGUUGGACCGAAUCCUGAUCACCAGUCCACGAUCUGCAGCACAUGGGGAAAUUUCCACUUCAAGACAUUUGAUGGUCAUUUCUUUCAAGUGCCAGACACGUGCAACUACGUUAUGGCGGUGAUGUGUGACACCACGACUUCUGAUUUUAACAUCCAAAUGCAAAGAGAGACUGUAAAUGGCUCAAUCACUUUUAGCAUAGUGACAAUAAAGCUGGAAGGGACAGUCAUCAAACUCAUUAACGGCGACAUCACAAUGGGGGAAGAAAUGGUGUCUGUUCCGACCUAUAAGAAUGGAAUUAAAAUCGAGGGAAGUUCAACAAGUGUCAAGAUCUCAAGCAAACAUGGAGUGACUGUCUUCUGGGAAGAAGACAACUCUCUAACGAUUGAACUUCCUGAGAAGUAUCGAGAUCAGACCUGUGGACUCUGUGGAGACUUCAACGGCAACAUAAUUGAUGAUAUCGCUGUUCAUGGUCCAUCCACAUGGAGGGUGUCCAUAUCGACUGAAACCUGUGAGGAAGUUACACUUCAACCCACUGAUCAGUGCAACCAGACAAGCAUUUGCCAGCAGUAUCUCGCCAGUCCAGGGUUUAGUGACUGUCACAAUGUGAUGGACAUGAGUUCAUUUGAAACAGCCUGUGUAAACGACCUGUGUCAAUGUUACGGCAAUCACGACUGUCUCUGCAACACGCUGACAGAGAUUUCACGACAGUGCACACAUGCUGGAGGAAAACCAGGAAUAUGGAGGACAGAGCAGCUCUGCCCAAAGUCAUGUCCCCUAAACAUGCAAUACCUGGAGUGUGGUAGUCCGUGCAAGAACACCUGCUCAGAUCCAGGCACAAGUGUAAUGUGUAAAGAACACUGUGUGGACGGCUGUUUCUGCCCUGAAGGCACCGUGGAAGAUGACAUUGGUCAGAGUGGCUGUGUACCUGUGAACCAGUGCCCAUGUGUUCACGAUAGCACAGUAUAUCAACCAGGAGAGUCUUACAAACAAGCUUGUAAAAAAUGUGUGUGUGCCGCGGGACACUGGACCUGUACAUACCUGGAAUGUCCUGGAAUCUGCUCUGUUGUGGGAGGGUCUCAUGUCACCACUUAUGAUGGAAAGAGCUUCACCUUUAGCGGCAACUGUGACUACAUCCUCACUAAGCACUCUAAUGACAGUGAUUUUGCUGUCGUGGGAAAUCUGGCAAAGUGUGAUUCGGCCCGAAAAGACACAUGUCUAAAUUCAGUUACCCUUGUCAUCUCGGGGAACUCUAUUAGUUUUUCCUCCACUGGAACUGUGGCACUGAAUGGAAUCAGUCUUGUGCUUCCUGCUACCACAGGUCCUGUAAGCAUCUUCCAGCCCUCUUCCUCCUACAUUAUUGCUGAUUUGAAGAGUCUUCGUCUAGAGAUCCAGUUGGCUCCAGUCAUGCAGUUGUAUAUUGUAGCCAGCACUGAAGAGAAAGGGAAAUUGAGUGGUCUGUGUGGAAACUAUAAUGAUGUCCAAACAGAUGACUUUAAAACAGAUUCAGGCAUUAUAGAGGGCACACCAACCACCUUUGUCAACUUUUGGAAACUCAAUUGUCCAGAUCUUGAAAUCACAUUUGACAACCCCUGCAGCCUGAAUAUGGACACAGUUCAACUUGCAAAAGACUGGUGUUCCCGUCUCACAAACCCAAAUGAAACCUUUUCCGCAUGUCACUCAGAAAUAAACCCUGAGAUGUACUACCAAUGGUGUGUCUAUGACACCUGCAAGUGUGCAGAUAUUAAGAAGUGUAUGUGUGCGGCCAUGUCCACCUAUGCCCACGCAUGUGCUGCCAAAGGGGUCGUUCUCAAGGGAUGGAUGGAUUCAGACCCUUGUGACAUGAUUUCGAAGUGUGAAGGGAACAUGAAGUACUCCUACAGCGUGACCAGCUGUGACAACACCUGCCGCUCUCUAAGUGUACAAGAUAACACCUGCCAAGGGUCCUUUAUACCUGUAGAUGGCUGUGUCUGUUCUGAGGGAACAUAUCUUAAUGAAGCUGGCAGCUGUGUACCUGCUCACCAGUGUCCUUGCUACUAUGAGAACCAAGUCAUAGAGCCAUCCGGAGUGUACUACAAAGAUGGUGCUAAAUGCACCUGUAACUCUGGCAAAUUGCACUGCACCAGUCAAGCAGACUGUGUGGCUCCGAUGACAUUCUUCAAAUGCUCAUAUCCUGGAGAAAAAGGGACAGAGUGUCAGAGGACAUGUGAGAAACAAGACCCAAAUAACUGCGUGAGCACAGGGUGUAUAUCAGGGUGUAUGUGUCUAAAUGGCCUUCUGGCUGAUGGCAAAGGUGGGUGUGUGGAGAAGGAAAAAUGCCCCUGUACCCACAAUGGAGCCAACUAUUCACCUGGAGACGAAGUUCAACAGGACUGUAACACCUGCACAUGCACAAAUGGGAUGUGGAUUUGUACAGAAAAGGAAUGCUACGGCACCUGUACCAUCUACGGUGAAGGUCAUUUCAAGACUUUUGAUGGCAAGAGAUAUUCCUUCCACGGAGACUGUGAACACACCAUAGCCCAUGAUUAUUGCGAUGCAAACGACAAUCCCUCUUUCCGCCUGGUCACAGAGAACAUCCCCUGCGCCACCUCCAACACUAUUUGCUCCAAGUCCAUCAAUCUUUUCUUUGGGAGAUAUGAGUUGAUUUUAUCAAAGGAGGGUGGAAUUAAAGUUGUUGAAGGCAAUGGCACAGAUUACAGAUAUCAAAUCCAUUCUGCGGUCCUAUAUGUUGUCAUAGAGGUCAAAGGUCUUUUGAACUUGAUCUGGGACAAUAAAACGAGUGUGAUGAUCCAACUCCAUCACAAAUUAAAGGGCAAGGUGUGUGGACUGUGUGGAAACUUUGAUGGCAAUGCGAACAAUGACUUCAUGAAGAACAAUGGAGAAGUGGUGACGGAUCCAGAGAAAUUUGGGAAUAGCUGGAAGGUGAAGUCCGACUGCCCAGAUGUGACAAACGUGAUGCAUCCUUGUGACGCAAAUCCAAAGCGGCGUCCCUGGGCUGAAAAACAAUGCGGGAUCAUUCUGAGCUCUGUCUUUAAAGACUGCCAUUCGCCUGUGGACUCUGGCCCAUACUAUGAUGCCUGUGUAAGGGACACCUGUGCAUGUGACAGCGGGGGUGACUGUGAUUGUGUCUGUACCGCAGUGGCAGCUUAUGCUGCUGAAUGCCGUAAAAAAGAAGUUUGUGUGGCAUGGAGGAGGCCAGACUUUUGCCCUGUAUUCUGUGACUACUACAAUGCUCAUGGAGAAUGUGAGUGGCACUAUAAAACCUGUGGAUCGACCUGCAUGAAAACCUGCAAAAACCCCUCAGGAACUUGCUCUGAUCAAAUUCCUCAGCUUGAGGGUUGUUUUCUUCAGUGCCCUUCAGAAAGGCCAUAUCUCAGGGAGGAAACCAUGAAGUGUGUUACAGAAGAAGGAUGUAAAGGCUGUUUCUAUGAUGGGAAGGUAUUUCCACCUGGAUCUGUCAUUUACCACACCACAGAUGGGAAUGGUGCAUGUUUCACUGCUCUGUGUGAUUCAAAUGGGGAAAUAAGAAGAAUACUGAAUACUGACUGCAUCUCAACAACAACACCUUUCUCUUUCACAACUACAACUGAAACUAGUAAAACAACAACCACAACUAUGACCACAACUACUAUGUCAACUACAACCACAGAAUCCACAUCAACAAAAACAUCUACAGUUACCGUAACAUCACCAACAGUCACAACAACUCCCACAUCAGAGACAUCUACAAUCACAUCCACUACUACCACUUCAACACCUACAACUGUUACAGUAACAACACCUACAUCAACAGGAACAACACCUACAACUGUUACAGUAACAACACCUACAUCAACAGAAACAACACCUACAACUGUUACAGUAACAACACCUACAUCAACAGAAACAACACCUACAACUGUUACAGUAACAACACCUACAUCAACAGAAACAACACCUACAACUGUUACAGUAACAACACCUACAUCAACAGAAACAACACCUACAACUGUUACAGUAACAACACCUACAUCAACAAAAACAACAACAUGUUAUUAUAGGUGCAUAUGGUCAGAUUGGAUUGAUAGCAACACACCCAGUACAGAACCCCAAGGAUUCGAAACCGAAUCGAUCAAUGCGUUGUGGAAUUCAAAAAAGAUUACCUGUCAAAGCCCUGGAGAGAUUGAAUGUAGGGCAGUAAACUAUCCAGAAAAGUCCCUGGAUGAUUUGGGUCAACUACUGUAUUGCAAUACAUCAUUUGGACUGUCGUGUUCAAAUGAAGACAAUGCAGCUGGCAUGCCACCACUUUGUUAUAAUUAUGAAAUCCGUGUAAAAUGUUGUGAAGGCAACAUCGACUGUGAAACAACACCUACAUCAACAGAAACAACAUCUACAACUAUUACGACAACACCUACAUCAACAGAAACAACAUCUACAACUAUUACGACAACACCCACAUCAACAGAAACAACACCUACAACUGUAACAACAACACCUACAUCAACAGAAACAACACCUACAACUGUUACAGUAACAACACCUACAUCAACAGAAACAACACCUACAACUGUUACAGUAACAACACCCACAUCAACAGAAACAACACCUACAACUGUAACAACAACACCUACAUCAACAGAAACAACACCUACAACUGUUACAGUAACAACACCUACAUCAACAGAAACAACACCUACAACUGUUACAGUAACAACACCUACAUCAACAGAAACAACACCUACAUCAACAAAAACAACAACAUGUUAUUAUAGGUGCAUAUGGUCAGAUUGGAUUGAUAGCAACACACCCAGUACAGAACCCCAAGGAUUCGAAACCGAAUCGAUCAAUGCGUUGUGGAAUUCAAAAAAGAUUACCUGUCAAAGCCCUGGAGAGAUUGAAUGUAGGGCAGUAAACUAUCCAGAAAAGUCCCUGGAUGAUUUGGGUCAACUACUGUAUUGCAAUACAUCAUUUGGACUGUCGUGUUCAAAUGAAGACAAUGCAGCUGGCAUGCCACCACUUUGUUAUAAUUAUGAAAUCCGUGUAAAAUGUUGUGAAGGCAACAUUGACUGUGAAACAACACCUACAUCAACAGAAACAACACCUACAUCAACAGAAACAACACCUACAACUCCCUGGAGAGAUUGA